Acanthopagrus latus (yellowfin seabream) is the source of this 3851-nucleotide messenger RNA. RefSeq names its product plakophilin 3a (gene pkp3a). The record is from RefSeq and is a predicted model, not a curated record. Gene Ontology annotation, cellular component: nucleus; adherens junction; cytoplasm. Gene Ontology annotation, biological process: cell-cell junction assembly; cell-cell adhesion. The transcript has 13 exons. Gene Ontology annotation, molecular function: cadherin binding. NCBI's taxonomy places the organism in Eukaryota, Metazoa, Chordata, Actinopteri, Spariformes, Sparidae. Bases 122 to 2671 code for a protein of 849 amino acids.
CGCUGCUCCCCGCGCCUCCCUGCGCUCCUCCACACACACUUCCAGCAGCGCACAGUCUGUCCGCACAACUGUGUUAUUCAGACGCACAUACUCCGCGUCCCGUUCCUCGAAACUCGCCACCAUGAGCGCCAUGGCUUCAGAUAACACCUUUUUCUCCGCUUUACAGCCGAACACCACGGUCACCACCUACGGGCUGCCGUCCGAGAUACAGCUCGGGAACGGGAGCUCCGUAUCGGACGCGGUGGCCAGAGAGCGGCGCGUCCAGCAGCAGGUCCAGAUGAGAAUGGCGGAGAAGUCCACACUUCCGCGUCAGAACGGAUCAGCCUCACACUACGCCAUGUCAGACUACGGUGGCUCUUCGACCAUGAAGUUCAACACCAUUCAACCAACAGGUUAUAGCUCCAAAUCAUCCUACAUGUACUCAGGCUCCAGGACAAUGGGUCCACGUAUCUCCACCCAGAGGUCGGGCUUCAGCUGCCGAUCUGCUGGUCCAGAAAUGGCCCAGUUCCACAAGAUCAGUGUCGGCGGUGGAGGGAUGGGUGGGGGUGGUGGGGGUGGCAGCGGUAUUUAUCGAGAAGACAUACGUUUAGGAGGCUACCAAGGGGGCAUGAGACAGCAGAGCCGCAUAGAAACGGAGCCCCUCUCCAUGAGCGCUGUGAGGCAGCACACCAUGCAGGCGAACCCCUGGAUGAUGGAUAGCAGCGAUGCCGGCAGCAUGAUCUCCGACCGGGACGCCACCUACGCUCACCAGUACGCUCAGAGCGCGGUCAAUGGCUACACUAGCCAGGUGAGUCAAGGAGGAGGCAGCAUGAACUUUCCAGCACCCAUGCGCCGAUCUCUUAGUGGCACUCUCUCCCGCGGCGGAGGGAUGACAGGAGGAGAGGUGGAGAUGGUCCAGCAGCAACAUUCCUUCAAAGGCCCCGCCCACCGCACCAUCAGCAGGAUUACAAACCGAAACCGGAUGAGCAUGGGCUCCAUGUCCGGCGGGACCAUGUCCGGUGGGACCAUGAUAUCCUCAAGUGGAAGCAUGUAUGGUGGAGGGAUGGACAAAGUGGACAGAGGGUUCGUGACUGGGGUGGCCUCUGCCUCCCAGGGGAACCUGAUGCAGCGUCAGGGCACCCUGUCCCGCGCCAUGUCAGUCAAGAGCAUGCAGAGUGUGGGAAGAGGCAUGGACAUCUUCAAUGGGCAGAUGGAGGGCAGCAUGGGCAACCUCAGCGGGAUCAUGUCCUUGGACAUGCCAUCAGCAGUGCAGAACCUGAAAGAGUCCGACCCGGAGCUGCAGGUCCUGGGCGCCGCCUACAUUCAACAUGAGUGUUACAAUGACAGCGGCGCCAAAAACGAGGUACGUGACUUAAAGGGCAUCAGUGAGCUGGUGAAGCUGUUCAACAGUGACAACCAAGAAGUGCAGCGCUUUGCCACCGGUGCCACACGCAACAUCAUCUAUGAGAACAUGGAAAACAAGACGGCCCUGAUCGAGGAGGGCGGCAUCCCACAGCUGGUGGAGGCGCUGAAGGAGCCCGAUGAUGAGCUUCGCAAAAACAUCACAGGUAUCUUCUGGAACCUUUCAUCCAAAGACAACCUGAAGCAGAAACUGGCCAGGGAGACCCUUACUGAUCUGACCGACAAGAUCCUCAUCCCUCUGUCAGGUGGCGGCGGAGAUACUAACGAAGUCCAGCAAACGCCCUCUGAGGCAGAGAUCUUCUAUAACACCACCGGAUGCCUCAGGAAUCUGAGCUCUGUGAACGAAAAGACCCGUCAGCAGAUGAGAGAAACUGAUGGACUGGUGAACUCUUUGGUGCACUACGUCAAGGCCUCACUUGAGGACAACAAGGCGGAAGAUAAGGGGGUUGAAAAUGCCAUGUGUGUCUUGAGGAACCUCUCCUACCAGCUCUAUGGUGAGAUUCCUCCAUCGGCUCUGAUGCGGUUGGAAGGACCAACCAGAAGUCAGGCCUCAGGGAAGGGUGAAGCCAUUGGUUGCUUUACACCUCAGAGCAGGAAAGCCAAAAAUAGCAAGAACCAGGAUCUGUCCACUUUUACUGAGGUUGCCCGGGUGCCAAAGGGUAUGGAGUGGCUGUGGCACCCUGAGAUAGUGAGAGUGUACAGCAACGUGCUGCGUCAGUGUGAGAUCAACUCCACCACCCGCGAGGCCGCUGCUGGAGUGCUGCAGAACAUCACAGCUGGAGACAUGAGGUGGGCGUCUGUUCUGAGCCGGGUGGCUCUGGAGCAGGAGCGUAUUCUGCCGGUGCUGCUGGACAACCUGCGAACCAACAAUGAUCUGGAGCUGCGUUCUCUCACAGGCCUUCUCCGAAAUUUGUCCCGCCACUGCACAAAUAAGAAUGAUAUGGCUACCAAGGUGGUGAACCUUCUGGUGACCAAGCUCCCUGUCAACGGACGUGAGAAAGAACCCUCCAGCGAUGUGGUGAUCAACAUCUGUGGUAUUCUUAAUAACUUGGUGACCAGCAGCUCCAUAGCUGCCAGAGACAUCGCUUUCUUUGAUGGCCUGCAGAAACUGGUUGCCAUCAAAACCGAACAUGACAACAGCCCUGGAAGAGCAAAAGCAGCCAAAGCAGCAGCAACAGUUCUCAGCAACAUGUUCCAGUACAAGAAACUGCACUCCUCAUACAAACUGAAAGGGUUCACAAGACCAGAUUUCACAGACACGACUAUCUAAAACAAGGCUAAUCUAGUUCACUUCAACAAUGGUGAGCAGUCUGCACUGUAUCACCCGCAUUUGGAUUAUAUAUUCUCAGAUGUGCGGAUGUAAAUAGACUCUUUAUACUAUUCAAACAUGACACAGGUUCAAUUUAUGUCCGCCGUAAUUUGUGAUGAAAACAUGAACACACCAGUGAUGGAGGAUCUACAGGAUGGAAAAGGACUUCCUGUAUGUUUUUUAAAACUCGAUGGACAGCGCAGUUCAAGAAAUGUGGCUCCAGUACGUUCGGACUAUUGAUGGACUCACAUUUGUGCACCUUAACCAUGUACUCUUUUAUUUGUUGGAACACUGUUUGUUUUAGUGUGGAAUCAGGGAUUUCUUUUCUGCCAGAGCAACAUUUAUUCAGACAUUUGUGUUUGGACAAUCUGCUGGACACUUGUGCCUUAUCAUCUCACUGUCGCACCUCAAUUACAGCAUCAGUGCAAAUAAAUGUGGGAUUUUUGUGCAUUUUUGUAAAUAUGCUUUUCUCUUUUACAAAGAAAUCAAAUUUUUUUAUACUGUAGGUAUGAACUUUAAACAUGUAAUUUUUUUGAUAGAUAAAUGUGUUUGUUAUGUGUCAUAGUUAUAUAGUUAUAGGAGAGUUUAAACCACAGGAGAUUUAUAGAAAUUCAUCAUUUGGAUGUAAAUAAAUCUUGGGAUAAGGACUGUGCCUGCAAAGUUGACAUUUGUAUCUAAGAAAUAGGCUUUUUAAGCUUGCAAAGUCUCAGUCUGGUCUUACGAAAUGCUAAUGAGUGACGUCUAUAAUUGCUUUGUCAAGCAGAACUUGUAUUAGCACAAUUAAAUGUGUUUAUCUUUAACAUGCCAUUAUGAGUGAGGCUUGUCCUUUCUGAAAAAGAGCGUCAGUGUGAACGCUACAUUUUCUCAAUGAAUACAAUAUUUUUUUAGUGCUUGUGUGUUUUCAUACAUAACUUCUUUUCAAAUUGAGACCACAUUGAAACUUACUUUUAUUGACAAGUAUAAGAGUUUAAUUCUAUUUUAAUUCAUGCAAAAACUGUGGUUAAUUUUUUACCUAUUACUGCUCUGUGGUGUAAAUGGUGACCUAGUGUUUCUGUUUUAAUAUUUGCAUUUGUGUUGUAUGGAGGCAGAUGUAUCAUCUGGAUGUUUUUCAGCUAAUAAAGAGACAGGUUUGGAAAUGAAA